This is a messenger RNA of Brassica oleracea var. oleracea, 2567 nucleotides long. Its product is annotated as serine/threonine-protein kinase D6PKL1. Gene Ontology annotation, cellular component: cytoplasm; plasma membrane; nucleus. The record is from RefSeq and is a predicted model, not a curated record. The transcript has 3 exons. Gene Ontology annotation, molecular function: ATP binding; protein serine/threonine kinase activity. NCBI's taxonomy places the organism in Eukaryota, Viridiplantae, Streptophyta, Magnoliopsida, Brassicales, Brassicaceae. Gene Ontology annotation, biological process: protein phosphorylation. The coding region runs from base 279 to 2372 and encodes 697 amino acids.
GUCAGUCGCAGCUCUACAGCUAGAGAUAGCGCCCACACACACACACAUAAAGCAAAAGCCUUUCUUCACAACUCUCUCAAUCUUCGAGCCUGAGGAGUGAAGAGACGAGGGUUCUUCUUCUUCUUUCAUCGCCUCUCUGCUUCAUCGGAGAAAGAAACUUUCUCCGGUGAUAAAAUCUCUCUGCAUUGUAACCGGAAGACUGCUCAAUCUCGGGAUCUCUUCGUCUCUUAUUUCCGGUAUAAAGAGAUUUGUUUUGGAGUGUUGAAGAUCUCGUAUGAAUGCUGGAUAUGGAAAGAGUUGGUGAGCUUAGUAAAGGUCCUGUCUCAAGAAGGCAAUACCUAGACUUUGAAAAUAGAGAUAACGGUAUGCAUCUGGAGUCUUUGAGGGAACGAGCUGCUCGAUACAACAACAAGGGAGGAGGAAGACCAGUGAACCCCACUACGACGUUAGGGAGAGAGCUAAGCCAAGUUCUCAAUGUGCAUCAUAGAGACGAGAUGAUGAUGAUUGGUGGUGAUAUGAAUGAUUUUCAGGAGUUUGAGCCUGUGGUGAGGCCAACAACGAUGGAUUCAAAGUACCCUUUGCUGGAGAUCGAAGAGGUAGGUGGUGGUGAUGAAGCUGGCUCUAGCUCCUUCCGCGGUGUUAGCCAUCCUCCAGAGCCUGACGACAUGGACCUCAUAACAACUGUUUAUGUCCCUACCGCCACUAAAGGACCUUUCCUCGAGGAUCUCUCCCUCUGCGUCCCUGAGCCUGCCACAUCUAUGGCUCGUGCCUCUCAGAACACAGACAACUCUCUCCCGCCGCAAGAUUCAGACAAGGAAUGCGUUUGGGACGCGAGCCCACACAACAGCAGCGUGGAAAGCAUAAACUUCGCAAGGGCCAUGAGUAUGGCCAACAGCACUUCCGCUGAUCAGCAGAGGAACGAUGUCGUGCUCAGCAUGGACAAGAACUACAUUGAUAACAGGAGCAUCAACAUGGUGUUCGAUUCGUUCGAGAGCAGAGCGAGCGACAGCAGCUGCUUGAGCGAAGAGAGCAGCUGGAGCAACUUCACGGGGAGUCUCAACAAGCCGCACAAAGGGAACGAUCCGAGGUGGAACGCUAUUUUAGCCGUCAGGACGCGGGACGGUGUGCUAGGGAUGAGCCAUUUCAAGCUGCUGAAGCGGUUGGGGUGUGGUGAUAUAGGGAGUGUGUAUCUGGCGGAGCUGAGUGGGACCAGGUGUCAUUUCGCUGUGAAGGUGAUGGAUAAAGCUUCUCUUGAGAAUAGGAAGAAGUUGAAUAGGGCGCAGACUGAGAGGGAGAUUCUGCAGCUGUUGGAUCAUCCGUUUUUGCCGACGUUGUAUACUCAUUUUGAGACGGAUAGGUUCUCUUGUUUGGUUAUGGAGUAUUGUCCUGGUGGUGAUUUGCAUACUUUGAGGCAGCGCCAGCCUGGGAAGCAUUUCUCUGAGUAUGCUGCUAGGUUCUACGCUGCAGAGGUGCUGCUAGCGCUCGAGUAUCUCCACAUGCUCGGCGUUGUCUACAGAGACUUGAAACCCGAGAACGUCCUCGUCCGAGACGACGGUCACAUAAUGCUCUCAGACUUCGACCUCUCCCUGAGAUGCGCGGUUUCUCCAACCCUGAUCAAAACCUUCGACUCCGACCCCUCAAAACGCGGCGCCUUCUGCGUCCAACCCGCUUGCAUAGAGCCCACAUCCUCUUGCAUCAUCCAACCCUCGUGCUUCCUACCGCGUCGCAUCUUCCCUACCAAAAAGAACAAGACUCGUAAAACUCAAACAGAUUUCUUCAAAUCACAUCACUCGGGAGGAGGUUCUCUCCCCGAGCUGGUGGCCGAGCCCAACACGAGGUCCAUGUCCUUCGUUGGCACGCACGAGUACUUAGCUCCGGAGAUCAUCAAGGGAGAAGGGCACGGAAGCGCGGUGGAUUGGUGGACGUUUGGUAUCUUUGUUCACGAGCUUUUGUACGGUAAGACGCCGUUUAAAGGAUCAGGGAACAGAGCUACUCUGUUUAAUGUGGUGGGAGAGCAGUUGAAGUUCCCUGAGUCGCCGGCCACUAGCUACGCGGGGAGGGACUUGGUUCAGGCGUUGCUGGUGAAAGAUCCGAAGAGUAGGUUGGGGACGAAGAGAGGAGCAACGGAGAUAAAGCAGCAUCCGUUUUUCGAAGGAGUGAACUGGGCGUUGAUAAGGUGUAGUACUCCUCCUGAAGUGCCGAGGCAGAUGGAGGUAGAGCCGCCGCCGAAGUAUGGACCGAUUGAUCCUGUUGGGUUUGGUAGUAACAGCAAGAGGAUGAUGGGACCACCACCUGUAUCAGCGGCGGCAGCAGGAGGAGGAGGAGGAGAUGCAAAAGCUGGUGGGAAGUUUCUAGACUUUGAGUUUUUCUGAAGGCUUUGUUUUUUUCCCUCAGAAGAGUUUGUGUUUGGUUGCUUAAUUAGUAGUUAUAGUCUUCUUAUGUCAAGGGGGUUUAAUAGAUCAGAGUGGAGGGGGUUAGCAGGUUAAAUCUUUCUUCUAUUUGAACCAAAACUUUUGUAAGGACAUGGAAAGCUCCAAGUCUUAAGAAAAUCUCCUUUGGUACUACUA